ACUCUCAAUAAAUAGAGCCUCUCACACCGUUUAGGUUUAUAAAAACAACAUCAAGGGAAGGUGAAGUAAGCGAAGAUACUUUUGCUUUCAUCUUCAUGUGCCAUGGCUGGAGCGAGGGAGCAAGAUCAGUACAUGCCAAUAGCAAAUGUGCUGAGGAUCAUGCGAAGGAUCUUGCCACCACAUGCAAAAAUCUCCGACGAAGCUAAAGAGACCAUUCAAGAAUGUGUCUCGGAGUACAUUAGCUUCAUCACUGCCGAAGCCAAUGACCGAUGCCAGCGCGAACAACGUAAGACAGUGACUGCUGAAGAUGUCUUGUGGGCUAUGGGAAAACUUGGUUUUGAUGACUAUGCUCAAUCUCUUUCUGUUUACCUGAAUCGUUAUCGCCAAAGUGAAGGAGAACGCAUGUCUGGGGGGAGACGUGGUUCUACUUCUGUUCCUCCAAUGGAGCUUAACCCACCUUUUCAUCCUUAUCCUCCUCAUGGCUUUGGAAUGUUUGAUUAUGAUCCAUCACACUCCAUAGCUUCUUCUUCCAGAUCAGGUGGAUUUGUUCAAAACUUUGACCCUUAUGCUAAUCCAAACCCUAAUCCAAACCCUUAUGCUCAUCCAAACCCUAAUCCAAACCUCCAUGAGUUUGACCCUUUUGGUAAUCCAAGACCUGCUGAUGAAAAUAAUAAUAAUAAUAAUAAUCAUCGCAUGUGAAUGUGUUUGUGCAUGCAGCUACAUUCACAAGGUCCAUGAUUCUGGUGUGAAACUACUACAUGCAGAGACUUGAUGAUGAUGCUAGUGUUUUAAGUGUUUUAUUUUAUGUUCUUCAGUUUGGUUGUGUGUUUUCUAUUCGAGACAGUGUGUCUCAGUUUAUGUUUUGAUGCUUCAUGUAUAAAUAUAUGUGUAUGUAUAAAAAAAAUGAUAAACCUUCUUAA
Molecule: messenger RNA, 920 nt
Organism: Vigna unguiculata (cowpea)
Lineage: Eukaryota; Viridiplantae; Streptophyta; Magnoliopsida; Fabales; Fabaceae
Product: nuclear transcription factor Y subunit B-1 pseudogene
Source: RefSeq, a predicted model, not a curated record